Molecule: messenger RNA, 2285 nt
Organism: Dendronephthya gigantea
Lineage: Eukaryota; Metazoa; Cnidaria; Anthozoa; Malacalcyonacea; Nephtheidae
Product: solute carrier family 17 member 9-like
Exons: 10
Coding region: 185-1519 (444 amino acids)
Biological process (GO): transmembrane transport
Molecular function (GO): transmembrane transporter activity
Source: RefSeq, a predicted model, not a curated record
UUUACAGAGGAUGACUUGUCAUAUAAAACGCUGGGAAAUUUUUGUCUCUGUUCGCAUAGAAUAAUACAAAUAAGUCUGGGAAAAAUAGUGUUAAACCUCUUCAAACAAAUGGGUAACAAUUCUUUGUAUCCCUCACUGCGAACCGUAGGCUAUUAGGCUAUUUAGCCUGAUAUUUGGCUUAAGGAUGAGCCAAACUCCACAAGAUUUUACGAAAAAGACUAUAGUGGACCUCGAUUCGAAAGGCUUCAAGGACAAGUUUACCACAGACGUCCAUCAAAUAUAUUGGUCAAAACGACAACGAAAGAUAUGGGUUGCUUCGCUGUUUUUAGGCUCCGUUAUACUGUACGUAACUCGUGUCGCAGGGCCAGUUACAGUUGUCGCUAUGGGGCAGGAUUUGGGAUGGGAUAAAACUGUCGCUGGCUCAGUUCUUUCAAUAUUCUUCUGGGGCUACUCCUUCACUCAAAUUCUUGGUGGAUGGCUCAGUGACACAUACAGUAGUCAAAGCGUGCUGGUCUAUUCAUGCUUUGCUUGGUUAAUAUUAACCUUCAUCACUCCGAUUAUUGUCAAUCCUGAAUAUGCUGUGUUCAUGACGCCAACAUCAGCUUUACUACUUUUGAGGUUUUUGUUUGGCGCUUUGCAAGGUGUAUAUUUUCCUGCUGCCUAUAGCCUGAUAGGAAAACGUAUUGCUCCAAAGGAUAAAUCAUUAUGCACUAGUAUCGUCGCUUCCGGUAUAUCUGUUGGCUCCGUUCUAUCUGGUAUAUUUGGAUCCCUAGUAAUGUCAUAUGUAAACUGGCAUAUGGUCUAUUAUAUUUUCGGAGGAGCUGGUUUCCUUUGGUUUCUAUCAUUAAAAUAUUACGCAUUGCCAAACGAUAUUCGCGAGUCUAAAGAAGUCUCGAAGCUCAGGGAGGAGAGGCCACCUGUGCCUUGGAGGACUAUAUUUUCCAAACCUGCCAUAUGGGCAAUUGUGGUAGCUGCGUUUUGUCUUGGGACAUGUUUUGAUAUGUUGUUUGCCUGGAUGCCGACAUAUUUUCAUGACAAUUAUCCAGAUAGUCAGGGUGUCAUAUUUAAUGUUGUCCCUUGGAUGGGUCAUCCUUUGAUAGCUGUAAUGUCAGGACAUUGCGCUGAUCAUAUGAUAAGAUCAGGCUACACGAAUACAUUCGUUAGAAAACUAUUUCAGUCAUUUGCUCUGUUGGGACCAGCAAUAGCCUUAUUAUUAAUGAAUUAUCUAAAGACUUUUUGGAAUGCGAUAUUUCUAAUGACAGUUGCUGUGUCGUUCUGUGCGUUUAAUGCCAGUGGCGCCACUGUUAAUGUUCAAGAAGUGACACCAACCUACGUUGGAUUCGUAUUUGGGGUUAUGAACACUAUGGGGUCUAUUCCAGGUUUCAUUGGUGUGUACAUCACAGGAUACAUUCUAGAGACGACAGGUGACUGGGCGCUAGUAUUUCAGGUCACAGCAUUGAUAUCGAUGAUUGGCUGGGUCGUCUACGUCGUCUUCGGCUCAUCCAAACGGCAAGUGUAGCAGGUUGUUGGAGGAUGAAGUUGUGAAGAAUAGCUAUUUUGUGUGAAUUGGUAGUUGGGUAGAAAACUGGAUUCUGAAGACACCUUAUCCUGCAGAAAACAUUCAAGUCUCUUCUCUAUCAUGCAGUGUUACAUGCUGGCGUCAGCAUCCGCAUAUCUUUCCAGGAAAGUAGUCGAGUUGGGUCACAGAAAAGAACAAUUUGAAUCCAGUGGUCUGGGGUUCGUUUAAUUAGAUUUGAACAAUCCUUCAUUGCCAUUCAUCCUACAUUAGAGAGAUACCACAGAAGAGAAUACAUACAGAAUAUCACAGAGUACAUGUGUGCUGUCGUAGAUAGCCAAUUGCUUUUUUCAGACCUUUAUGGUAACUAUUUAAAUUCACUGAACUUACUAACGAUUAGAGUUGCCAAAUACCGUAUUUAGCGCUUACAGAGUCGAAGGCUAACAGCAAAAAAUUUCAAAAUAUGGCAAUUAAAAGAUAGGAAUAAAUUGUAGAAAAAUAUUUGGAAAAGGUAUGCAUGUUUGUAUACUGUAUAGUGUAGCUAGGUAGGUAGUAGAAAUGUGCAGAAAAAAUCAACAAAAAAAUGAGACUUCUCGGCUGGCUAAAAGUGGAUAGUAAAAAUUAUUUCUGCAUGAAGUUAUCUUAAUAUUUCACUUGAGAGGUGUCGUUUUUGGACUUGUACAGGGUGCCUCAAAAAAAACGCCACCACUUAAAUAUGCAAGAAUAUUAAUAUUGUUCGGGUUUGCACAUAGUUCAGCUAAAAUGACUU